GACAGUCAUGGUGUCUGGUGUAGCAGCCAUUUGUGCGGCAAUUGUAGUAUACAUUGCUGUUACAAAACUCUAUGCAUAUUUAUUCAAAUCGAAAUCAAAGAAUCCCUUUCUUGAAGAAAGAACAUGCACCUCACAUACAUUGAUCACGGAUAAACAAAAACGGAAAGCAGUUUUAAAAAAAGCUUUUAAACAUGAUCUUGUACCAAACAACUUGGAUGCCAUAGUUAUUGGCAGUGGUAUGGGAGGGCUGACCUGCGCUGGUUUUCUGGCAAGAUCAGGGAAGAAAGUUUUGGUUCUUGAGUCACAUGGUCGGAUAGGUGGAUGUACUCAUACAUACAAAAGCAAAGGAUGUGAAUUUGAUAUUGGUAUACAUUAUGUUGGUAACAUGGCAGAGGGAGACAUGGGCAGAUGCAUGGUUGAUUUAUUAACUGAUGGAAAACUUAAAUGGGUGAAGUUAGAUGAGCAAUAUGAUACAGUGGUGUUUGCUGAACCAGGAAAAGGAAUAAAAACAGUUCACUACAAACCAAACAAAAAAGAAAUGGAAAAACUCCUGAUAAAGCAAUACCCUGAUGAUGAAAAUGCCAUUCGCGAAUUUUAUAAAAUUAUGACAGUUUGUCAAAAAUCAGCGAGUUUUUUAAUUGUUCUUAAAAUUCUCCCCAAAUUUUUGGUGGACUUCUUCUUUCAAUUGAAACUUCACCGUGUGUUUAUGAAAAGUUUUAACUAUGUUAUUGAAACUUCAUUGAAAACUUUCUUGGAUCGCUUGACCGACAACAAUGAAUUGAAAACUGUCUUGUCGUAUUGCUUUGGAGAUUAUGGUGUUCCUCCUGGUGAUGCACCUCUUAUGAUGCACGGGAUGCUCAUGAAUCACUUUUCUCGUGAUGGAGGUUUCUAUCCAUAUGGUGGUGCUAGUGAGAUCGCAUUUCAAAUGGUUCCUGGAAUAGAAAGAUCUGGAGGUGCUGUCCUUGCAAGAGCUCAUGUGAAUCGGAUCAUAUUUGAAAACGAUGCAGCUUGUGGUGUUGCGGUUUCACAUUUAAACGAAGAGGUUGAAAUUCGUGCUCCAAUUAUUAUAUCUGAUGCUGGUAUCUACAACACAUACCAAAAAUUGUUGCCCCGCGAGAUUGGUUUAAAAUAUGGUUUCUUGGACAAGUUAAAGAGUUUUAAUGUAGACACUGGUUGUUUGCAAGUUAUGAUUAGUUUGGAUGGUACAAAGGAAGAUUUAAAUUUACCGGCAAAAAAUUAUUGGGUAUUUAACUCUGUGGAGCCAGAAAGGGAUAUGAAGACGUUCUUGAGUUUAUCAAGAGAAGAUGCAGCAAAUAAACCGUUUCCCCUCAUAUUUGUAUCAUUCCCAUCUGCAAAGGACCCCUCAUGGAAUAGCAGAUAUCCAAAUAAAUCUUCAUGCGUUGUGGUUACAUUUGCUAACCUCAAGUGGUUUGCUGAUUGGGAAAAAGAUAGUGUGAAAAAACGAGGGAAUGUUUAUGAAAAUCUUAAGAAAGUAUUUGUUGACCAAGUGUGGAAUCAAGUCCUGCAUAAUUUUCCCCAUCUGGAGGGCAAGGUUCUUCAUAUGGAGGGAGGAACCCCAUUAAGCCACCAACAUUAUAUUAAAUGCAUGCAUGGUGAAAUAUAUGGAGCACGACACGAUUUCAAUAAAUUUACCACAAGAAAUAUUGUUGACAUGAGAGGUGAAACAGCCAUCACAGGAUUAUACAUGACAGGUCAAGACGUUUUUACAUGUGGGUUUAUGGGAAGUGCAUUUGGUGGUUUGAUUUCUGCAUCAAAAGUUCUUGAUCGUUACCUUAUUCUUGACCUUAUAAAUAAUGUUAAAAAACACCGAAAUAAGAAAUAGGGGAAUUCUGUUUAAAACCCAGUGUACAUAGUGAUUUAUUUUGUAAUUUCUUAUUGUAGCGUUUUGAUUAGAUUAAUUUCAUAUAUUUAAUUUUGUUAUAGCACGUGUUACUGAUGAUUAUGCAUUACCAUAUCUGUCUUUCUUUUAUUCAAACUUAUAAGAUGCAAACUAGUACAUUUAAUUUUUAUUAUAAUGAAUGGUCAUCUUAGUUUACAGUUCUUUUAAUUUAUUUUUACUGUUAUAAUUUGCAGGGUGUAUGUGUUUAACUUAUAACUGAUACAAUUACAAGUUUCAAAUUAUUAUAAAUGAUUUUGUUUUAAUUAAAACAAAAAAAUAGG
This is a messenger RNA of Ciona intestinalis (vase tunicate), 2181 nucleotides long. NCBI's taxonomy places the organism in Eukaryota, Metazoa, Chordata, Ascidiacea, Phlebobranchia, Cionidae. The record is from RefSeq and is a predicted model, not a curated record.